AUGGCGGGUGACGAGAAGACCAAGGUCGCCGUGAACGGAGCGACGUCCGGCUACAAUCCAUCGACACAGGACAAUAUCACCAUGGCUCUCCUCCAGAACGGCGGCAUCAAGCGCAUACAGAGCACUUUCCAACAACGCCUAGACGAAGCAGGCUGGUCGCAGGCGCUCCGCGACUACGUAGAGAAGCUGUUCCGAAGCGGAGAGGCCCAAACUUACGAUGAGGCUCUCAAGAUUGUUAUGCAGCACAUUGCGCUCCAGGGAGACGAGACGAAGUCGAAUGGGAACAAUGGCUCGUCGGCGCCCGACUUGACUAUCCCGAGAGAUGCUGCGAAGGAUGCUGCGGCGACAGUGAAGAAGGAGUUGGCGCAAGUGGUUAAGAUGGAGAAAUGA
Messenger RNA from Zymoseptoria tritici IPO323, 390 nucleotides. RefSeq lists its product as uncharacterized. Lineage: Eukaryota; Fungi; Ascomycota; Dothideomycetes; Mycosphaerellales; Mycosphaerellaceae. Gene Ontology annotation, molecular function: transcription coactivator activity. The transcript has a single exon. Gene Ontology annotation, biological process: positive regulation of DNA-templated transcription; mRNA export from nucleus. Gene Ontology annotation, cellular component: nuclear pore; SAGA complex. The record is from RefSeq and is a predicted model, not a curated record. Bases 1 to 390 code for a protein of 129 amino acids.